CGGGAGAGAAGACAUUUCAAAAUGGGUCCCAAGAAGGGCGUCGAGAACUCCAAGAAGGCAGCCGGAAACGCCCGCAAAGCGGAAGCGGCUGCCGCUAAGAAGGCGGUUGAGGAUCAGAAGCGUGCAGCUGAGGAGGAUAAGCAGUGGGCGAAGGGUGCUAAGGGUAAUGCUAAGAAAGAAGCCGAGGAAGCCAAGAAAGCAGACGCAGCCCGUAAGAAGGCCGAACGCGAUGCUCUACUCGCCGCCGAAGAAGCCUCCCAGCCCUCGAAGCCUAAGGGCAAAUCGAACCAACCGGUCAAGAAGUCCCGCGGAUUGGAUCUUUCCCAGCUUGACGACCAGCCUGCGUCUCGUAAGGGAACGGCUCUCAAUGCCUCGGGUAUCGAUAACGCGUUGGACGCCCUGUCAUUGACGGGCAAGGAUGCAGGGAAGAUCGAUCGCCAUCCGGAGAGACGGUACAAGGCUGCUUAUGCGGCGUACGAGGCGCGCAGGAUGCCCGAGGUGGAGCAGGAGAAUCCUGGUCUGCGGAGGCAGCAGCGUAUGGACCUCAUUAAGAAGGAAUUCGACAAGAGUGAGGAGAAUCCUUUCAACCAGGCACAUGUCGCAUUUGAUGCAUCGAAGGAUGAGAUUGCCGCUGUUCGCGAUGCGGAGAGGAAGAAGACAGAGGCCAGAUUGACGAGAUAAGGCCGCUUUCGUUUCUUAUUUCGUUUCAAUUGGGGUUUGGCAUGAUCGUUUAAGGAGGGGGUGCUCCUCUGGGCGCUCUAGUUCGCACAGGACGUUUGAGAUGGGUCCUGUUGUCUUGAUAUACCCGGCUUUGGCUUCUUGAUUUCAUGGUGAGUUCACGGCGGUGGACUUAAGUGGGAGAAUGCCAUGUCUAAACUGCGUCACCGUGGAAGGUGAUUCGUAUACUUAUAGUGAUGAUUGAUGUCGGAUAGUAUAGAUUUGUCUAACGAAAAAAAAAAACAAAAGCAUAUUCUAUACCCCAAGU
Messenger RNA from Aspergillus pseudonomiae, 985 nucleotides. Its product is annotated as DUF1014 domain protein. Bases 22 to 681 code for a protein of 219 amino acids. Gene Ontology annotation, molecular function: transcription coactivator activity. The transcript has 3 exons. The record is from RefSeq and is a predicted model, not a curated record. Gene Ontology annotation, cellular component: nucleus. Gene Ontology annotation, biological process: transcription by RNA polymerase II. NCBI's taxonomy places the organism in Eukaryota, Fungi, Ascomycota, Eurotiomycetes, Eurotiales, Aspergillaceae.